CAAGGAUCCCGGGAGCUAAGGUGGCUGCAAAGGGGAGAGCGGUGCGAGCCAAGUGGGGGAGGGUGAAAGAAACCCGGGAGAAGGCUUUCUCCAGCCCCCAAAGUUUUGAUGAUGACCAUGACUACGAUGGCUGACGGCUUGGAAGGCCAGGACUCGUCCAAAUCCGCCUUCAUGGAGUUCGGGCAGCAGCAACAGCAGCAGCAGCAACAACAGCAGCAGCAACAGCAGCAGCAGCAGCAGCAACAGCAGCCGCCGCCGCCGCCACCGCCGCCGCCGCCGCAGCCGCACUCGCAGCAGACCUCCCCGGCCAUGGCAGGCGCACAUUACCCUCUGCACUGCUUGCACUCGGCCGCGGCGGCGGCGGCGGCGGCCGGCUCCCACCAUCACCACCACCAGCACCACCACCACGGCUCGCCCUACGCGUCGAGCGGAGGCAACUCCUACAACCACCGAUCGCUCGCCGCCUACCCCUACAUGAGCCACUCGCAGCACAGCCCUUACCUCCAGUCCUACCACAACAGCAGCGCGGCCGCCCAGACGCGCGGGGACGACACAGAUCAACAAAAAACGACAGUGAUCGAAAACGGGGAAAUCAGGUUCAACGGAAAGGGGAAAAAGAUUCGGAAGCCUCGGACCAUUUAUUCCAGCCUGCAGCUCCAGGCUUUAAACCAUCGCUUUCAGCAGACUCAAUACCUGGCCCUUCCCGAGAGAGCCGAACUGGCUGCUUCCUUAGGACUGACACAAACACAGGUGAAGAUAUGGUUUCAGAAUAAGCGCUCUAAGUUUAAGAAAUUGCUGAAGCAGGGUAGUAACCCACACGAGAGUGACCCCCUCCCGGGUUCAGCAGCCCUGUCACCACGAUCACCAGCCCUGCCUCCAGUGUGGGACGUUUCUGCCUCUGCCAAGGGCGUCAGUAUGCCUCCCAACAGCUACAUGCCGGGGUAUUCACACUGGUAUUCCUCACCACACCAGGACACCAUGCAGAGACCACAGAUGAUGUGACUUCUCUGAGUGAACGCCUACGGAGCUUCUGAAGGAGACAUUCUCCACCGGCAGAAGAAUCUGCACAAACAUGGCAGCAUUUUUACUUGUUUAAUGAGUUUAAGACAUUACAUGAUAAAAAACAAA
Molecule: messenger RNA, 1128 nt
Organism: Mus musculus (house mouse)
Lineage: Eukaryota; Metazoa; Chordata; Mammalia; Rodentia; Muridae
Gene: Dlx6
Product: distal-less homeobox 6
Exons: 4
Coding region: 109-1002 (297 amino acids)
Biological process (GO): animal gross anatomical part developmental process; regulation of DNA-templated transcription
Cellular component (GO): nucleus
Molecular function (GO): sequence-specific double-stranded DNA binding; DNA binding; DNA-binding transcription factor activity, RNA polymerase II-specific
Source: RefSeq, marked validated